Molecule: messenger RNA, 861 nt
Organism: Colletotrichum navitas
Lineage: Eukaryota; Fungi; Ascomycota; Sordariomycetes; Glomerellales; Glomerellaceae
Exons: 2
Coding region: 326-820 (164 amino acids)
Source: RefSeq, a predicted model, not a curated record
GUGCUUUUUGAAUGGUGAAGAGAGGAACAUGGUAUCCCUCAGUGAAACGGCCGUGAGUGAGAACAAAGGGAGGGAGAGAGUUGUGAUUUGUAUUGCGAGGCGCUGGGAGACUCUGGAAAAGAGUUUCAACGGAUGAUGACUAUAUCAGUCACUUCCCAUCGCAUUACGUUCGCAGUAGCUAGCUUGUCAAAGGACGACAGACACAAUUACAUGCAAAAAAUAAAAGAAAAAAUAAUAAGAAUCUAUUUGUCCUAUUACCUCCGCUUUUUGUCAUGACUUUGAACCUCAUCUCAUACAACUCGCUGCAACAUGCAAGUCGGGCUGCAUGCAUGGCCGGAACGUCCCCUUCUCCCUUCUGCAUCGAGGCGCAUCGGCUGCAAAAUGGGGCCUUGAGCUGAGGUUGGCGAUGGAGACGACGACAACGCCCGAACCGAAACGUCGCAGAACGAUGACAUGUGAAAUCCCGAGUCAAGAGCCUCCAUGGCCGGCAAUAAGUGGCGGCAGGUACUUUUGGGCCGUCUCCGGCGUACCUUGCGGCUCGGCGAACCCCGGACCGAGAGGGGUGAUGCUUGGACAAGUUGGAGACUCUGCCUGCGGGAUCAAACGACGCGGGGAGGAGAGAGAGAGAGAGAGAGAGAGAGAGAGAGAGAGAGAGAGAGAGAGAGAGAGAGAGAGAGAGUUGGAAAGUCUAGAACGUCCGCAUCGACGGCGGCGGGGCAUCCUCGAGGUAAAUCGUACGAGCCCGCGACGAGAUCUUGGAGGUGAGACAGAUUGGUUUGGGUCCAGGGAAAGAUCUGACUUCGGCGAGAUUGAAGCUUAGCUUGACGGGCUCGAUUAUGCUACCUAGAGGAAUGGUGAUAC